CACAAGAUGGCAAUAAAAACCCUCGGCGAAUCGAAUCACUUGCAGUUUAGAGGGAAGUGAAAUACUGAGUGCGUCCCCUCGGAGCAGCUCCCCGUCCUUCCCUUCGGAGUAGUUCCCCGUCCUUCCUCUCGGAGUAGUUCCCGGUCCUUCCCCUCGGAGUAGUUCCCGGUCCUUCCCCUCGGAGCAGUUCCCUGUCCUGAAGCGAUCACAUAAAGAGUUUGGACGAGCUGACGGGAAGAUGGCAGCUUCGAAGAGAGAUAUGGUUUGCCAGAGGAAGAGGUAUUAUAAAGAAAAGUUAAUUGAAGUGUUAGAAGACGAGGGGGUACCGAUCGAAAGAUCGGCCUUACUCACACUGGCAUCUCAAAGAAACGAUUUUUCGGUUGCCCAAAGGAAUUCCAUGGAUCAGGCCCUAGAAGCAAUGUUGAUUAGAGGUACCGCCGAGCUUGUUUGUUUGGGGGAUAAACAACAUGUCCAGCUCCUCGAUAAGAAUGUAUCUGUGAACAUGGAUAUGAUUACCGUGACCAGGAACUCCCUGCACCGGGGCCAUCAAAGGAAUAUGAUGAUUUACCGGACCAGGAACUCCCUGCACCGGGGCCAUCAAACCGGACCAGGAACUCCCUGCACCGGGGCCAUCAAUGGAAUAUGAUGAUUCACCGGACCAGGAACUCCCUGCACCGGGCCAUAAAAGGGAAUAUGAUCCAGCAAAUCUACAAUUCCUUUGAACUUCCCAAAGGGCUUGGUUUCUUAAAGAGCUUGUGUUAUAUUCAGUUUUUGUGUUUUCUUUCAGAUAGACAAGGAGCACACAGAGAAAUUGCGGCUACUUCCCUGAGAGGAGUUUUGUAUUCCAUACCAGGUUGA
Messenger RNA from Penaeus monodon (black tiger shrimp), 858 nucleotides. RefSeq lists its product as uncharacterized. The record is from RefSeq and is a predicted model, not a curated record. NCBI's taxonomy places the organism in Eukaryota, Metazoa, Arthropoda, Malacostraca, Decapoda, Penaeidae.